CCCUCACGGCCAAAAAAAAAAGCUCACCCUCGUCCCGGGCAUACCCGAGCCCUCGUAGGUUUGGCUCUCCUGCAGCCGCCGCCGCCGCCCGAGGGAUCUCCUGCCACCGGAGUCCCUUCUCUCCACCGGCCAGUGGAUUGGCUCCACCCUCCCUCCCAAAACCCCCCCCCCCGAUCUUCCUCCUCCUCCGCGCGCUACAUCGCCCCCGACGCCUGAGCUCGCCCCCGCCGUCGUCCUCCUCGCCUACGACGCCGCCGCCCCCUACCUCCUUCCUCCAACGACGCCUACCGCCCUGCUUCACUUCCGACCCCGCUGGCCCGCCCUGCUUCGCCUCCGAAUCCAAGUCUAGGGUCAGUGGCCCAGCUUCUGCAAAUGCUUCAAGGCAGCAGCAUUUCCAACCAGAAGACCUUAUAUGAAGUCCUAUCUGUGCCUGAAGAUGCUACAUAUGACGAAAUACGUACAGCAUACAAGUGUGCUGCUUUAAAUACACAUCCUGACAAAGCACAGCCGACUCUUGAGCCAUUUGUGCCUACCGGCGAGCAACAUGAUUUUUUCGGUGUGCAAAAGGCAUGGGAAACCCUACGCUACCCUAAAUGUCGGGCAGAGUAUGAUAAACAGCUGCAAUCAUCCAGACAGAGCCUUGAUGUCAUCGCAACCGAUAUCGAAAUCGAGGAUAUGAUUGUUGAGAGCUCUGAUGAUGGUGUGGAGCUAUUGUACGCCUGUAGAUGCGGCGAUUAUUUUUCGAUCACAUCUUGCGAGCUUGGUGAAAUGGGAAUUUUGGUGAGUGAAGAUGGGGAAAUAGAAGCGCAGGCACCUGAUUCUUUACCAACAUCUAUUGUUCUGGGAUGUGGCUCGUGUUCUCUUAAAACACGGCUGGUUAUAAAUAAAACUUGAUUCAUCGUGCCUCUGGAUGUAUGUGUGUUGGUCAGCAAAUACUGAUUUAAACACCUUCCAUCCUGCUAUUUUGAAGCACCUCCGAUCAUGGUCGACAUAGCGUGUACUGCUGGCAUAUCCAUUCUUGUGUACCUGAGCUCCUGAUGGUUGUAUUGAGAUGAAUGAUGUUUUUGAACAUUGUGCUCAGCUAACCACCUUUGUCGAUUCAA
Messenger RNA from Triticum aestivum (bread wheat), 1103 nucleotides. RefSeq names its product DPH4 homolog. Bases 373 to 894 code for a protein of 173 amino acids. The transcript has 2 exons. Gene Ontology annotation, biological process: protein histidyl modification to diphthamide. The record is from RefSeq and is a predicted model, not a curated record. Gene Ontology annotation, cellular component: cytosol. NCBI's taxonomy places the organism in Eukaryota, Viridiplantae, Streptophyta, Magnoliopsida, Poales, Poaceae. Gene Ontology annotation, molecular function: metal ion binding.